ACUCAUCAUAUUUUUAUGAUCUGCUUUUCAUAUGAAGUGUAGCAGUCAUUAAUCAAGUUUCAAAAUGCCAAAAGGGACAUUUUAUUUUGCCUUCAAAAAUCAGAUAUUCAACAUGUGCAGUACAGGCUUACUUCCUGGGCUUCACAUGCUCAUGUUAGCUGACGGCAUGCUUUCUGGUCUUGUUAAAUCUGCGUGUAUGGCUUGCUAAAACUACAUUCAGUGUCAUGUGGUGACUGCAGGGAUCUUCUAGUCCACAAAAGGGCUUCUUUUUUUUUUUUUUUUAACCAUCAAAUUCAGCAAACAUAUUGUGGAUUGAAAUUUUCAGGUCAUGUUGUACCCAGUAGAGGUUGUUUUAACUUAUUUUCACUUUGAGAAUGAAACAAAUGUGUACUUUUACCAGGCCCAAACCUUUGCAUACCACUGCAGCUUUACAAACAGGUAGUAAAGUAAAAAACAAUGACACAGUGAAGGGCAUUAAAGGUUUAUACGAAAAUGUACAUGACAUAAAGGCCUUGGUACAUGCAUUCACAAUGUAAAUUAUUUUUAACACAAUUCAUGUACAACUUUGAAAAUAAAUAUCCUCAACAGAUACCUCACAUAAAAACCAUAGAACGUAUAAUCAUCAGCUUUAGCUGUCAUGUACAUUACAGAUUCUACACUGUCAGUAAAAGAACUGGAAAUGGCAGUACUGUCAAGUCCAUUUUCAGAACACAUGUUGGCAAGACACACAGCCAUGUUUUCACAUUCAGAUGUCAGUUUCAUCAUCACAAAAUAUCAGCCUUUGGACCUCAAGGGAAACACAUUUUUACAAAUAAUAUCAUAAACAACUGUAAAGGAAAACGGGAUCCCAGUUUGUCCCAGUCAUUGUGCUUUUCUUCAAAUGUAUUUUCCACACAUUUCAUUUCAUUCACUUGUAUGAAUUUAUGUAUGAGUACAGAGUACAUUUUUAGGGUUUGUCACCUGUAUAAAUCAUCUUGUGGUAAUUUAACUAACUUCCAUGGGAAAAACACUUUCCAUACUGAAUACAUUUAUAGGGCUUUUCAACUCUGUGAAUUAUCAGGAGUUCAUUUAAACCCAUUUUUUACUGAAACACUUCUCACACUAUGCAGACUUCUGGGGCUUUUCAUCUGCAUGGAUUCUCAGGUGUUUAUUUAAAUCAGAUUUUGUUUUAAAACAUUUCCCACACAGGGUACACUUGUAUGACUUUUCAUCUGUAUGAAUUGUCUGGUGUGUAUUUAAUGCAGAUGUUGUACGAAAGCACUUCUCACACUGUGCGCACCUGUAUGGGUUUUCACCUGUAUGAACCAGUUUGUGCUGAUUUAACUGACUACUUUGGGAAAAACACUUUUGACACUGAAUACAUUUGAAGAGCUUUUCCCCAGUAUGAAUUCUCAGGUGUUUAUUUAAAUCAGAUGUUGUAGUAAAACACUUCUCACAUUCUCCACACUUGUAUGGCUUUUCACCUGUAUGAAUUAUCUGGUGUGUGUUUAAUAUAGAUGGUGUUUUAAAACACUUCUUACACUGCGUACACUUGUAGGGCUUUUCAUUUUUAGGAAUGAUCUUGUGGCAAUUUAAGUUAGAUAUUUUGGAAAUGCAGUUCCCCAACUGAAUACAUUUGUAGAGCUUUUAAAUUUCAUGAGUUCUCAGGUGGGCAUUUAAAAUAUGUUUUUUUUUAAUAAAAAAAAACCCUUCCCACACUGAGGACAUCUGGAGGGGUUUUCACCUGUAUGAAUCAUCGUGUGCUGAUAUAACUGACUUCCCUUGGAAAAACAUUUCCCACACUGAAGACAUCUGUAUGGCUCUUCACCUGUAUUCACCUGAAUUCUCAGGUGCACAUUUAAAUUAUUUUGUAACUUUUUCCACACUGAGUACACUUGUUGAGUUUGUCACCUGUGUGAAUUCUCAUGUGUACACCUAACUGAAAUUUUCUACUAUAACACUUCCCACAAUGUGUACACUGGUAUGGCUUUACACCUGUAUGAAUUCUCAGGUGUUUAUCCAAAUCAGAUUCUGUAUUAAAACACUUUUCACACUGUGUACAUUUGUAGAGCUUUUCACCCGUAUACAUUCUAUGGUGUCUAUUUAAGGCAUAUUUUCUUUGAAAACACUUCCCACACUGUUCACACUUGUAUGGUGCUUCAUCUGUAGGAAUGUCACCCUCAUUUUGACAAAUUGCCUUGUUCUGAAUUAAAUUCAAAAGGCUUGGGUUUUUACUUGGAUGAACUAUCUUUGAUUCAAUUAUCACAUACAUACUCUGAAAAUCUAUGUGUUUUUUGUUUCCAUUUGUAUUUUCAUUGUUUCUGUCACAGUAAUGAUUUUAGGUUUCCACACUGGGUUUGCAGAUCAUGAAUUUCCUCUAUUUUACAGUUUGGAUUCUGCUUUCCCGCACUUUGCCAUGGUUCAGUCUGGGCUGUGUGAUCAACAUCUGCUCUAUUCAUCACAGGAUUCAUGAAAUCACUCACUAAACUUUCACUGGAUUCACACUUGAUUUUAUCAGAUUUAACAUUUGAUAUCCUGCGAGUCACUGAUAUGUUCUGCCUUAAGGUAUUCUCCAUCAUUAGUCUCUUGUUUUGAUUUGGUCAGGAUGCAGAUGGGCUACACAUCCCAGCUCUGCACUGCCUAGGCUCUCUGUCUUAAUAAGAUCUCCAGUGUGGGUGGAGCCCAGAUGAGUUUCUGUUAUUAUCAGUGAUGUGUGUGUGUGUGGUGUACAUCACUGACCCCACAGUGUGCUGUAACACAGUCUGGCUCCAGUGUGUUGAGUCCUGGUGCAGCACACUCUAUCUCUGUCUCUGAUAUGUGGACAAACUGCAGUCCACUGAGUUCCUCGUCUUUCUUUCUGAUCCUGUGCUGCGCAGUGAAUUCUGGUAGUGUUGUCUCAGUGUCCUGUCUCAGACAGGCUCCUGCCUGCAUCAUCCUGCUGCUCAAAGGUGUGCAGAACUGCAGUUCCUGGAGGGAAACAGGGAAAGGGAUUUAGCCUUAAUCAAACAGGUUCUACUGCAGCAGCUGACAUGCUUUACACUCUGCAGUCCUGCAGAUGUCUGACUGACCACUGUAGGCACUCUUGCAUUAUGAGGAGGGGAGAACCUGCCUUCUCUCAUGUCAGAUUUCAAAAUGCAGUUUUAAAUUAAACUGUCACUUUGUGCAUUCUUUUGAAGACCUAUGCUAUUUAUUUAGAGGCUGCGCAACUCACCACUGAACUUUGAGUUCACCUACCGGCUAAUAAAAGAAAUGACCACAAAUUACUUAAUGAAUGGGUAAACAAUACGUUUUCUUAGAAUGGGCAUAUAGGCUAAGUUUGACAUGAUCAUAGACUAUUGUACAAAGAAACUGUAAUAACCAUUGAUUUUUUUCUUAUUGAACGACAAAUAAAAGGCAGUUAAAAGAUAAAUGUAUGCUCUCUCCAAUGUUUUUUCCCCUCGUUUUCCCGCAAAAUUUUCAAUGGGAAAAUGAAUGGGGAUACAGAAAAGGCAAGAUGCAAUUGAUGAGGUAAAAUUUGUCAAGCCUUUUUAUCAGGGAAGCAUCUUGAGUGAUGUUAAAAAUUAGGUCAAGUCAGCUGAGAGUAGUUUAGAUAACAUAAAACAUGAAUUUUUUUUUGGCAAUGAAAAAAUAUCUUGAACGGAUCAUUAAACCACUUUCUAAAAACAUUAUAAUUGCAGAUUGUGUAUCAGUGUGAGUAAGAAUUUGCCUACAAAAACUUCCAAGCCAUAAUGAUAUUCCAAAUGAGAAAAUCUUUAAAAAUCAUUCUGGAUACAGCCGUCAGGGGCAGAAUUAUUCCAGUUACUGCCAUUUUUAAUUUUCUUCGGGGGAGGUUUUAAAGUAAAAUGUGCUUUUAUUUUGAAAUUCUAUGCAGAAACUGCACCAGAAGUAAAUAUUUUUGGGGAGACAACCUUCCGUACAUUUUUCCACACACCGUAGGCUGGUUCACACGAUCUAAACAUACGGAUCAUUCGCCAGGUAGUUGCUUUAAGAAAAACAAACGAUUGAGUUUACGUCGUUGAGUCAUCAACGAAUACGGAGGCUUCUGUACCUCUUUGAUGCUUUGCCAGUUAGAGGAAACUCCUGGCAGUUUUUUUUUACCGCACUGGACACGUCUAAGGAGCUGAACUUCUGCAUGGCAGGAGUCUGUCUGAGACAGGACACUGAGACAACACAACCAGAGCUCACUGAGCAGCACAGGAUCAGACAGAAAGAAGAGGAACUCAGUGGACUACAGUUUGUCCACAUGGCAGAGUCAGAGACAGAAUGUGCUGCAGCAGGACUCAACACACUGGAGCCAGAGUGUGUUACAGCACACAGUGGGGAGCUGCACUUCUGCACACCUUUGACCAGCAGCAUGAUGCAGGCAGGAAUCUGACUGAGCAGCACAGGAUCAGACAGAAAGAAGAGGAACUGGAGUCUGUCCACAUGGCAGAGACAGAGUGUGCUGCACCAGGACUCAACACACUUCAGCCAGUGUGUGUUACAGGGCACAGCGGGGAGCUGCAGUUCUGAACACCUUUGAGCAGCAGUAUGAUGCAGGCAGGAGUCUGUCUGAGACAGGACACUGAGACAACACUACCAGAGCUUACUGAGCAGCACAGGAUCAGACAGAAAGAAGAGGAACUCAGUGGACUGGAGUCUGUCUGCAUGGCAGAGUCAGAGACAGAGUGUGCUGCACCAGGACUCAACACACUGGAGCCAGAGUGUGUUACAGCACAAAGUGGGGUCCGUGAUGUACACCAUACACACACAUCACUGAUUAAAACAGAAACUGAUCUGGGCUCCACCCACGCUGGGGAUUUUAAGAGCGAGAGCCUCAACAGUACAGAGCUGGGAUAUGUAUUACAUCUUCAUCCUGACCAAAUCAAAACAGAGGCUGAUGAUGGAGGAUAUAUUAAACCAGAACACAUCAGUGACUUGCAGGAUAUUAAAUGUAUUGAUAUUAAAUCUGAUCAAAUUAAGUGUAAAUCCAGUGAAAGGUUAAUGAGUGAUCUCAUGAAUACUGUGAUGACGGAACCAUGGCAAUGUGCAGGAGAGCCAAACCCAAACUGUAAAAAUGAAAUUAAUCUGCCUACCCGAUGUGAGGAUUUAAAUAAUCAGUGUGACAUAAAGAAUGGGAAUAAUCAGACCAGUGUUGUUCAGAAAAGUACAAACAGUGGCAACAAACAUAAACAUUGUAGAAUUAAUGUAAUAAUUGAACCCAUGAUAAUUAAUUCAAGUAUAAAUAAAGGUGACAUAAUGAUCAAUUCAAUAAGAUCUCUUCUCCAAAAUCCAUUUGAGAGGAGAACUUUGGUGGAGAAACUACAAGUCAAAGAGCUUGGCCCAGAUCAACCUGACAUCAAAAUCAGACAACAGGCUAGCGAAAAAGGUAGAACGUACACGCGAGGUUUCUCCCGUAAUUGGUACAACAGAAAGGCUUGGCUAGCUGGGUGCAGUCAUGUAAAUGCCGUAUUUUGCUUCCCAUGCUUACUUUUUAAAACGAAGGGGACAGAUACAACAUGGACUGUUACAGGAGUAAGGGACAUGAAACAUUUAUCUGAGAAGAUUAAGAAACAUGAGUGUACCAGGGCACACAUGGAGAAUACGGUCAAGCUAGCCAUGCUAGGCAGAGUUGACAUAGCUACGCAACUGGACGAACGCCACAGGAUUGCGGUGAGGAAACACAACGAAGAGGUGGAUAAGAACAGGCACAUUUUAUCAAAGAUAAUUGACUGUGUUAAAUUCUGCGGAGCCUUUGAGCUGGCCUUGCGCGGCCACAAUGAGACCGAAUCCUCAGACAACCCGGGUGUUUUCAGGGGUUUAGUAGAUCUUGUCGCCUCACUAGACAGUGUGUUGGAGGAGCACCUUAAGACAGCUACCGUUUUCAAAGGCACCUCAAUGACUGUGCAAAAUGAACUUUUGGACUGCAUGCUGUCAGUUUCUAAAGAUUACAUUCUGGAGGAAGUAAAAAAUGCCGAUUAUCUUGCUAUUAGGGUAGAUGAGACAACUGACAUUUCCACCCACUGCCAGUUGGUGCUUGUGCUGCGGUACAUCGACAUCCAUAACAACGUCCAAGAGCGUUUUUUUGAGUUCAUCCCUCUUCAGAAUGCGACCGCUGACACAAUCGCCACAGCGCUGUUGGAGAGUCUUAGCACUGUCCUCCCCGAGGGACAAGAGAGCAGACUAAUCGCCCAGGCCUAUGACGGGGCUGCCGUGAUGAGGGGAGCCACAGGUGGAGUGCAGCGUAAGGUAAAGGAUGUCUAUGGAAGUGCACACUACGUCCACUGCUAUGCGCAUCAGCUGAACCUCAUCAUGCAGCAGGCAACUUCACACAUCCCCAGGAUCAGCACUUUUUUUUCAGACCUCGGUGGAUUUGCUGCAUUCUUCUCCUGGUCAUUGAAGCGAACCACCGUGCUUGAUCAAGUGGUGGCACGCAAACUUCCCGGAACUUCAACAACAAGGUGGAACUUCCACACUCGUGCUGUUAACACUGUGUACGAGCACAAGGACGACCUCCUACGGUGUUUCCAGACCAUCAGAGACUCUGGUAACUUUGAUCCUCCAACUGUCAGAGAGGCCGGGGGCUUUGUGAGAAUGCUGGAAGAUGAGGAUUUCUGCUUUUUCCUGGCAUUGUUUCACAAGAUCAUGCCACACGUGGACCUGCUGUUUAACCAGCUGCAGAAGAGGGACAUCAACUCUGUCUACAUCACAGGAAUCAUCCAGAGGUUCACCGACAGCAUGCAAACGAUCAGGGACUCCAUUCCUUCUCUGCAUGGGGAAUACAGUGGAUCUGUGAAGCAGCAGCCAACAAAGAAACGGAGGACACUAGGACAAGAAGAACAACAGCGUUUGGCUACAGAGGUAUGUGAUACCGUUUUGAGUCAUGCCAAGGAGCGGUUCUCUUUCACCAAGCACCUCAUCAGUGCCACUCUGUUGCAAGGAGACUUGUUCCCAGCACACACCGUAAAGUUCCCAGAUUCAGCACUGGAAACCGCAGUGGAGGCCUACCCCAUGUUGAACAAGGCCAAGCUCAAAACAGAACUAUCCCUGAUCUAUGAGAACGAUGAGUUCAAGGCUUGCAGUGGUGCACUGACUCUGUUCCAGUUUUUUAUGGAGAACAACCUUCAGGGCUCGUUCACUGAGACUGUCAGUCUUCUCAAGAUUCUCAUCACCACACCCAUGACAACAGCAGAAUCAGAGAGGUGCUUCUCUACCUUAAAGAGGAUCAAGACCUUCCUGAGGAACACCAUGACACAGGAUCGCCUGAAUGCUCUGGCUAUGCUCUCCAUGGAGAAAAAACUUAUCAGAAACAUUCCUGACUUCAAUAAUAGGGUCAUUGAGAGGUUUGCCACUCAGAAGGACAGAAGGGCAAAAUUCCUGUACAAAUAAGAUGUCAGACACGCAAACACACACACGCAGAAGUUCCCCUGACCCCAUUUUCCUUUGUACAUAGCUACUGAAACUGACUGAAUAUGGCAGAGCCCCACCCAGAAUAUUUUUCACCAGCCGCCACUGGUGAUAUUUGUGCAGUUGAAAAACUCUACAAGUGUGCACAGUGUGAGAAGUGGUUUCCUAUAAAAUCAGCUUCAUAUGCACACCUGAGAAGUCAUACAGGUGCAAAGCCCAACCAAUGUAUUCAUUGUGGCAAGCAUUUUCAGCAGAAAAGUCAUUUAAAAAUUCACCUGAGAAUUCAUGCAGGUGAAAAGCCAUACAAAUAUACACAGUGUGGGAAGUGCUUUUGUGCCAAAUCUGAUACAAAUGUACAGAAAUGUGUUUCAAGAAGGUAUGCUUUAAAUAGACAUCUGACUAUUCAUUCAGGUGUAAAGCCCAAUCAGGGCCGGCCCUGACAAUGUUGGAGCCCUAGGUGAGAUUUUAGAUUGGCGCCCCCCCCCAAUCUGUGCCCAACUCUGAACACUAAACACCACUUAAUUUUUUUAUACUUUAAUGCAAGAAAUUAAACAUUGUAAAACAAUAUCAAUAAGUAAAGUACAAUAUAUAAUAAAUAACAUAUUAAUUAUAGGGCUGUCAAUCGAUUAAAUUACAUGAUAUGCUGAUUAAUCAAAUGAAUCACAAUUAAUCGCAUAUCAAUAUUUGCUUGGAAAAGCCCCCAAGAUAUGAAGAUAUUUCAACUCAAAAAUAUUACAUUAUUGUGGCAUGAGUAAAACAUUGAAUGGAAAUAUCAAAAGGGGGCAUUAGAAAUCAAUAAAUUGUUUUAUUUCCAAUCAUUUUUCCUAAUACAUGUCUUUUUAUCAUUGAACAUAAGCGUCACUUAGCCUAAAAUUUGGCUGUAACAGUUUUUAAAUUAAAAAAAAAACAAAACUAUUUGACAUACUAUUUACAUGUGCAACUAACGCACUGACCGGUUGGAAUUGUGCAACGCACGGUGUCAGACGGGGUGCGUUCGUAAAUUCACUCCGGUGGUGUCAGUGGCACCCUGAGUGCUCUCUUGUCGAGCCACACCGACUGCUCCUGAAGGGCCGGUUUGUCAGUGUCGGAACCACAUAAUGGCUGACAGUGUGGCAAGAUGCAACGGUUGGGUUAUUAGCGACAGUACUCUGUUGACGCCACUAGAGGGAAAAAAACAUUCUCUUGCGGCGCCCCUCUGCCAUUUUGCGGCAGGGGCGGCCCGCCUAUGCCAUUGGCCGCCCCUGAGCCCAGUGAAUGUUUUCAAUGUGGCAAAUGUUUUCGUACAAAAUGUGCUUUAAAUACACACUUUAGAAUUCAUACAGGUGAUAAGCCAUACAAGUGUACAUAUUGUGCUAUGUGUUUUAAUACUAAAUCUACUUUAAAUAAACGUGAAGAUUCACACUCCUGAAAAGCCCUACAAAUGUCCUCAAAGUGGGAGGUGCUAUUCCAGAAUGUCAUUUAAAUAGCCACCAGACAAUUCUUACAGGUGAAAAACCCUACUGUUCUCAGUGCGAUAAGUGUUUCUCUAGUCUAAAUGAUUUAAAUGUACACCUGAGAAUUCAUAUAGGUGAAAAGCCAUAGAAGUGUGCACAUUGUGAGUAGGGCUUGUUUUAAAACAAAAGCUGUUUUAAGAAUCCACAAGCUUGCCACCAGAAAAUUCAGGCGCAAAGCCCUACACAUCUAUUCAGUACACCUGAAUACAUUUGAUAACAUUUAAGAAAAUGUUUAAAUAAAAAUUUCAUUUCAAUGACCCAAAAGUUCACAUUUAUUUGCCAUCAAAUUUAGAAGAUUUCCCCAGUGUGGAACUGGGCAUAUUCAAUUCCCAAACCCAUUGUCUGUAACUGCAGCCCUGUGCUUGCGGGAACCCCACUCCUGAUUUUGGGGGAUUGUUAUUUGGUGGGUGCUUAUUUUGUGUUCAAGGAUUGAAUAAAUGCUGGUAAGCCAACGAUUUUAAA
Messenger RNA from Anguilla rostrata (American eel), 9320 nucleotides. RefSeq names its product zinc finger protein ZFP2-like. Bases 4510 to 7347 code for a protein of 945 amino acids. The transcript is spliced from 8 exons. The record is from RefSeq and is a predicted model, not a curated record. Lineage: Eukaryota; Metazoa; Chordata; Actinopteri; Anguilliformes; Anguillidae. Gene Ontology annotation, cellular component: nucleus. Gene Ontology annotation, molecular function: RNA polymerase II cis-regulatory region sequence-specific DNA binding; DNA-binding transcription factor activity, RNA polymerase II-specific; protein dimerization activity. Gene Ontology annotation, biological process: regulation of transcription by RNA polymerase II.